GAAUGAGUUCUCUUCAGCUUAUGAAGUCUUUAUUUUACAAGUUCUCAGAUUUACUCCAUGUUUAAUCUGGUCACCAUCAUUUUCUAUAUUAAUUUUGAGAUAAACAGAAAUGUAUGUGCCAUAGCCCAUGGGACAUAUGGCCUAUGCAUUGGUAAUUGGGAGGAGGGGGUUCAAAGUGUGUGUAUCACAAAAUUAUACUUUUUCAUUUAAAAAACAAUGAUUGAAUUUUUAUGAACAUGCUUAAUUGUUGCUGGAUUUAUGAACAUGAAGAAACAACUUCCCUUGAAAGGAUGUGUUUAAAAUCCAAAUCUUAACAAGUCACAUUACAAAAUCACAAUUGAUUAUUACAAGUUUUACAUCUAAAAUAUAGUCUCUAUAUAAUUUACAAGUUCAAGACAACCUUGAUGUUCUUGUCGGUGACAGAAGCUUUCUUGGGCUUGGCAUUGUUGAGGCAUUUGGAUUUUGGUAUUUGAAUAUUCAAAUUUUCAGUAGAAAAAUUGGUAAGUUCACCCCCCAACACAACGCGCUUCCUCUUGAGGGGUUGAUUCUCAGUGAGGUUUGCGGUCAUGGCCCUCCUCUUUGCGGCGGCACGAGUUUCCAUCUCUGAAGGUGGCUCUCUUUGAAGAAAGGGGACAGAGAAAAAGAGAGGGCAAUAAGAAUGAGUAAAGAAGAGAGGAAGAGGGUGCCAAGUUUGAAGGGAGGGAUAUUGAAAGAGACAAUUGGGAUUUACAGUAUAAUAAGGAUGAAGCACGAAGAGUGCCAUUUGAUUUGAGUAAAAAUUUCAAAACAGAGAAAGAUAGAGAAGAUUAAUGAAAAUGAAAAGGGGGUUUGAGAAUUCAGAGUGCCGCUGCUGGUAAAAAAUGAAAAUGGGUUGAGGAAAUUUCUGCACAUUCAUCAAUGAAGUCUAUGCAGUAGUUUUCAUUUUGAAUAUCUUAAAUUAUGUUCAUUGAAACUUUAUCCUAUAUUUUCUGCAUUGCAGAUUGACUAUUGCAGUGUGCAGGUGCUAUGCGAUCCUGUUCAACGCAUGGUUUUCGACGAAAUUCACGGCUAUUCUUUGACUUCAAUAAAUCCCUUCCUCGAUGAUUCUAGCCCAAAGGAUCAUGCUUUUGUUGAUGAAUUCAGCUGCAUAGAUUCCAAUUAUCUUGUAUUUGUCAAGGAAGAAUCUGUUGGAAAACUUCCAAUAAAUUAUAGGAGAAAUGAGGUUUCCAUAAAGUCAGUGACAAUAUUGGCUGAGGUUGAGUUUGGAAGGUGCAUCACUCCGAUCGUAUAUGUUACCAAGUUCACUGCAAUCCCUGCUCAGGAGACAAAAUGGAAAUAUUUCCUCCAAUCUGACGUGACAAAAUUGGACUAUUAGAUUCUUCAUUUUGAGCAGACUUGGGAUUUUCUUCAUUGGUUUCUUUAUUGACAACAAUCUCACAAUCUGUAUCAUCUUCAAUUACAGCAUUGGGAAUCGAGUUAGAGUCACAAAAAGAAACAUGUAUGAAUUUCUCUAUGAUCUUAUGUUCUUUGAGAUAAAUCCUAUAGGCCUUGCUAUUGGUAGAA
Molecule: messenger RNA, 1542 nt
Organism: Arachis duranensis
Lineage: Eukaryota; Viridiplantae; Streptophyta; Magnoliopsida; Fabales; Fabaceae
Exons: 3
Coding region: 1025-1354 (109 amino acids)
Source: RefSeq, a predicted model, not a curated record